AACCCCUCACUCUUUGUUACUGUCCAAGCCGCCGGCCUCCGGAGACUCCCCCAGAUGCUGGGGCUGCUUGGGCGUGGUUUGCAUUGAGUUGGGGCCAGAAGAAUGGGGACUGGAGUGUUUCCUUGGUGACCCCCACCCCUCUCCACCCACCCCUGCAAGCCAGCCCUCUCUCCUGGGCCUGUGUGCUGGAAGGGGGACAAGGGAGUAAGUGCUCUGCAUUAUUAGCCAGAGAUGUGGCCUCAUCAUUUUAAAGUGAAAUUUCAGACUGAGUUGAGCUCCCUCCUGCAACCCCGAGGGUCGCAGGCUGCUGGGGCGGGCAGGGUUGUGGGUGAGGUCUGCAGGGGACUUCUGCUGAGCAGAUGUGCAGGGCCCUGCAACAGCCCAUGAGCAUGGAUUUGUUUUGGAGACUGUUUUGGGUCUGUGGGAGGAGGGGUUCCAGGGCUCUGGAGGCCACAGGCAUGAUGCUCCGGGUCCUGGUGGGGGCCGUCCUCCCUGCCAUGCUGCUGGCCGCGCCCCCACCCAUCAACAAGCUGGCGCUGUUCCCAGACAAGAGUGCCUGGUGUGAGGCCAAGAACAUCACUCAGAUCGUGGGCCACAGCGGCUGUGAGGCCAAGUCGAUCCAGAACAGGGCGUGCCUGGGACAGUGUUUCAGCUACAGCGUCCCCAACACCUUCCCUCAGUCCACAGAGUCCUUGGUGCACUGUGACUCCUGCAUGCCGGCCCAGACCAUGUGGGAGAUCGUGACCUUGGAGUGCCCCGGCCAUGAGGUGAUGCCCAGGGUGGACAAGCUGGUGGAGAAGAUCUUGCACUGCAGCUGCCAGGCCUGCGGCAAGGAGCCCAGCCACGAGGGGCUGAAUGUCUACGUGCAGGCCGAGGAGGGGCUGGGCUCCCCGCCAGGCGCCCACCCCCACCCCCACCCUGGUGGGCAGAGCCCCGAGCCCCAGGAGACUCCAGGGGCCCCCCACAUUGAAGAAGAGGGGGCUGAGGACUGAGGCCCUCGCUCUUCCUCCCCUCGCGCCCUCUGGGGGGUGUUGGUGAGGGCAGAGGCGGAAGCUCCCGCACUGGAUGAACUCGGAUUCAGACUUGGACUUGGAAUGCCAUCUGGUUGCCAUGGACACCUCAAGGGGAGGCGUCGGAGCCCAAGCCUCCCAAUUUAAUAUAUUGAAGAGUCGGGGUGGGGGAGGAAGUAGAAGUCUUCAGGGCUCCUUUUGGAAGCGGGGCGGUCUUUCCUUUCUGCCUUGUAGAGGUGUCUUGGGAGCGGGGAGGAAGUUGGCCGAGCCGCUGAGGAGAGUGAGGCCUUCCAAGAUGGUGGGCGCAGACCAGGGCCCGCGCUGCCCCUGGUGGGGUAGGAUCCUCAGGGCGGUGUGAGAUGGGGCAGCCGGGGGCCCUGAGCUCGGUGAGGGUGGCACUGUGUCAGCAGGAAGACUAGGCGAGGAAGCCCGUUGGCAGAGUGGGACGCUGCAGUCCCCCAAGUCUCCCUGAAGGCCUCACCCGGACACCUCACCGUCAGGGAAUCAUCCGCCCUGGGCACAGAGUGUCCCCCCACCCCUUGGGGUGUUUUGGGAGUCAGGCCUGGCAGGACCCAGCUGACUCGGGGCACCAGAGCUGGGGCCAGGCUCUCUGGGCCUUGCUCUGGCUUCCUUGGCUGCCAGCGUUGGGGACGGUGUUGCAGGGCCUUCCUGGGCCCCCGGCAGGGAGCGACCCCAGAUCAUCACGAGUGCCCCUCCCGGUAGAGACUGCAGUGGCUCCAGGCCUCUCAGAGAGGGUGCCAGGGUGGCGGAGAGAGGUCUCCCUCACUGGAGGGUCUCAGCAGGACCUGAGUGGAUGCUGGCUGAGCCUCUGGGAGCUUCAGGACAGGGUGGACCCUGUGGGUGACUUGUGGCCUCGGCUCUUGAGCUCCCCAAUUCCGCCCCCCACCCAGCAGCACUUUAAGCCUAGAGGGAUGUGGGACCCAGGCCAGGGUGGGCGGCAGGCGGUGAAGCUCCCUCUGCCCCCUGAACUGCCCACACCACUCUCGUGUGCCCAGGGUGAUGCCAGCCCCCCACCCCUGCCAGGGGUAUCCGGCCCCUCGGCUGUUCCCAUGGACGAGAGCUUCCGUAGAGCUUGUAACCAGUAGGCUCCCCCCAAGGACCCCGAGAUUUCUUAUGAAUUAAAUGCCUUCAAUGCC
Molecule: messenger RNA, 2167 nt
Organism: Fukomys damarensis (Damara mole-rat)
Lineage: Eukaryota; Metazoa; Chordata; Mammalia; Rodentia; Bathyergidae
Gene: Nbl1
Product: NBL1, DAN family BMP antagonist
Exons: 5
Coding region: 360-992 (210 amino acids)
Biological process (GO): animal organ morphogenesis
Molecular function (GO): BMP binding; receptor ligand activity
Source: RefSeq, a predicted model, not a curated record